Macroventuria anomochaeta is the source of this 872-nucleotide messenger RNA. RefSeq lists its product as uncharacterized. The coding region runs from base 233 to 709 and encodes 158 amino acids. The record is from RefSeq and is a predicted model, not a curated record. The transcript is spliced from 2 exons. Lineage: Eukaryota; Fungi; Ascomycota; Dothideomycetes; Pleosporales; Didymellaceae.
GUGAGCUGGUUGUCGAUGCUGACAUCGCACACCCUCACUACAGGCAACCUUGGAAGCUAGUUGUCGGUUUGCUGGCAUAUAAGAAGAGCCGCCCAGUGAAGCAUGUGAAGGAAGACACGUUGGCUCCAUGAACGGUGAGUCUGCACCGGUGUAGGGUCUUACUGUAGACUAUCAGCUCCCUCGAUGAAUCGACCUCAGUGUGUUUGUCGUGGGUUGCACGAAGGACCCUGCAAUGUCGAGCCCAGCCCCUAGGGCUCAUCCUGCGACGAGUGUCUUCACCUCCGGCCUGAUCAGCAACGCCCACAACUCAUCGCGAACCGUGUGGCAUCCACUGCUCCGCUUCAUGGUGACACCGGUCUCUACGCUGGGUCUGUACACUGUCAACGUCAACCCUCCAGCUCCAUGGUUUCGACGAGCGCCUGUUUCAAGGUCAUCUUAUCAGCCGUUAAGCUUCGAACGCAAAGCUUGGCCCCUAACUUGUUUCGCAACAGCUGUCAUGUGUUUCCUGACAACCUCACCAGACGCACACAGUUUUGUGCUCCGCAAAGAACCGCGCUUUUGUACAAAGAUCAGACGUCUGGCAGUGCGGAGGCCGCGGCGCCCACGGCCCGCAAACAUCUCGUGCCUCGUGUUGCGAAACGCGUCAGUUCAUCUUUCUUCUCAAUUUUCCUGCUGGUGGAACCCAACGCUGGCAAGGCAGAUCCUGUAAAAGCGAGGUGUGAUUCUGCGCAAAUCUGCAUGCGCAUUAUAUCGAAGCGGCAUGCAGACCGCUGUUAUCUUUCACCGGUGCGCACGUGGGUAGGGCAGCCUCGUACUGCGAAAUGAGACAAGCUAGUUAGGGCGGCGCUCUCAGUGUUUUUUAUUGAUUCAAA